Molecule: messenger RNA, 1321 nt
Organism: Helobdella robusta
Lineage: Eukaryota; Metazoa; Annelida; Clitellata; Rhynchobdellida; Glossiphoniidae
Exons: 5
Coding region: 128-751 (207 amino acids)
Source: RefSeq, a predicted model, not a curated record
UUUAACUGGCGUUCAUUUGCCUUACGAUACUGUAAUCGUGUUUCGUUUGGUAGAAUCGUCGUUGUGUUUGCAUUAAUUUUAUUUAAUAUAAUAUAAAUUUAUUUAUUUGUGCAUCUACUUCAGCAAGAUGGCUAUGCCGGUUCCUCAGAAAAUCGUGCUCAAAAACAGCACAAGUAUGAGUUUAAAUGACAGAUUCACGAAAAUCAAUAAAGUUAGACCGCCUGUUGCACAGACUGUCACAGUGAACAUGGCAAAUCAACACCAAGCUGCCAUCAAAAAUAGACGUUUAUCCCAACAAAUGGCCAACAGAAACCAGACUUAUGUUAAUAAUGAUCAGUUGAAGCCACCUAUAAAAAGUCGUUUAGGCAUAGCAUCUCGAUUAGGAUUCAAACCAGGUUUUGAACCUAGAAGGGGAAGACAAAUAAUUGGAAGUCUGCUUGGACAAAAUGACUUUCCAGUAUAUACUCCUGUCAGAGGCAGGCCAAUGAGAGGAUUUUUUCAAGGCAGAGGACAAACAAGAGGUCAAAGAGGCUUCAGAGGUGCUAGACUAAACACGAGUUUCAUCCCGAUCUCCAACAGCACGCCAUAUGUCAGACGACCGUGGGGAGGCAGUAGAGGAGGACGAGGAAGAGGAAGAGGUGGUGGUGUUGCUAGAGGUGGUGCAAAUGGUGUGAGAGCAAACAACAAAGUUGAAGUAACAAAAGAUCAGUUAGAUACAGAAUUAGAUGCUUACAUGUCUCAUACCAAUUAAUUCAUAUCUAGCAACAUGUAUAAUUCUUCAAAGUAUUUUUGUGUCGUUCGUUUGUAUAUUGAAAGUUUUUUGUCUCUAUGUAAAUGUCGAAAGAUUUGUAACAAAUCUCAUUUAAAAAUUUUCUGGGCCUAUGGUGGUAAGAUUUUGUUUAGAAAUUGAUUAUUUCAUGUAUAUGAUAUUCGUAGUUAAUUAUUUUGUUAGAACAUUUGACUGAUGCUAUCAGUAAUUAGAUCAUCUUAUGAGCUGACCUAAUAUUCUGGUGGCAUUGUUUGUCUUCAGAAAAGCAUAGCUCAAAUGUAAGAAAUUAAAUUCAAACUUUUUCAUUACUCUGGCACAAAAAUUUCAAAAACACUCAAUAAAAAAGUUUGCUUUAUUUAUUUGUUUCAAUUAUGAUUUUUUUUUAUUUAAUCAGCAAAUUUUCUGACUGGCUGUGUAUUUUUAUAUUUAUAAAAUGGCAUCUUAUGUACAUUUUCAUUAAGAAGUUUGAUAAAUAAAUAAAUGAAUAAAAGUAAAUAUUAUAAUUAAAAAUAAAUCUGAAAUUAGGUUGAUAAAAAUCUUAAUGAUGAUAAU